Aspergillus luchuensis is the source of this 957-nucleotide messenger RNA. Its product is annotated as short chain dehydrogenase family protein. Gene Ontology annotation, molecular function: oxidoreductase activity. NCBI's taxonomy places the organism in Eukaryota, Fungi, Ascomycota, Eurotiomycetes, Eurotiales, Aspergillaceae. The transcript has 5 exons. The coding region runs from base 1 to 957 and encodes 318 amino acids. The record is from RefSeq and is a predicted model, not a curated record.
AUGUCUACUCGGUCUCCCAACCCCGUCGCCCUAGUCGUGGGCGCCUCUCGAGGCAUUGGCCGCCAGAUUGCUAUCGACCUUGCGAAGAACGGAUACACCGUAAUCAUAGCCGCCAAGUCAGCCACCUCGCCAGAUCCCACAGCACCCUUCCCACCAGACCCUAACUCCCCCGCCUCCACCAUCCACACCGUCGCCCGCGAAAUCACCCUCGCCGGCGGCACCGCCCACCCCGUCCAAGUCGAUGUGCGCGACCCCGCCCAGAUCGAUAACCUGGUGAACGAGACCGUACGUAUUAGCGGUGGUCGGCUGGAUGUUCUGGUCUACAAUUCGGGUGCGAUAUGGUGGUCGUCUGUUGCCAAUACGCCUCUCAAGAGGUUCCAGCUGAUGCAGCGGGUCAAUCCGGAGGGGCUGUAUGCGACUAUCAUGGCGGCGUUGCCGGUAUUUGAGAAGAAUGGGUGGAAGGGGAGGAUUGUGGUGGUUUCGCCGCCGAUUUAUUCGAGGUUUUUCAGGGGAAAGACGGCUUAUGCUAUGGGCAAGGUUGGGAUGAGUGUGCUCACUCGUGGCUUGGCUAUGGACUGGGUGAGGGAGGGAAAGUCGGAUAUGGCUAUUACUAGUAUUUGGCCUGCUGCGGCUGUUGAAAGCGCAGCAACGGAGAUGAACCCUGCAAAUAAUGACGAUUCGCGAAAGGCUGAUUUGAGGAAGCCGACAAUCUUCUCCGACGCAAUCCUCGGGAUCUUGAACACGCCAGCACACGUCGUGAAUGGACUUCUAGCUCUCGAUGAGGACUUCCUACGUGAUUACUGCGGGGUGACCGAUUUCUCCAAGUACUCCGUCAUUCCCGGAAGCAAUCCAAGACGCAUGAUGCCGAAAGAGAUGCCCGUGCUAGAAGUUGCGGAGCAGGACGACGAGGGAGUGAGGAUGGACAGUAGCAAAGGGAAGGCAGAAGCGAAGCUGUAA